AUGACCUAAUAAAUAUUAUUGGCAUCUCUUUUUAUCUUGUUUUUGUAGAAAUGGCUCAUUGAGAAUACAUUAGUCUACAAAUAAUACGAUCAAGUCAAAGAUAUACUUAAAUAAAUGAAUAAUUUAACCACCUCUAACUUUUACAACAAUAGGAAAUAUUUUUCAAAUAAAAGAUCAUUUAGAUUCGACUUAUCUAAAUCAUAAAUACAAUUGAAUGAAACUUACUGUAACUAAUCAGAUACUUUCAAAUUUUAUCAUCCUGAUAUUGUAUUAAAAGAUAUCUACACAACCAGAGAAACAGAUGAUUUAACAUAAGAAAUAGUCAAAUCAAUCAGUUUUAUAAAAAUACCUAAUUACACUAAAGAUAAACAAUAAAAUAAGACAGCUUUACCAGAAGCCUUAACAAUUCCUUUUAAUUAUUAUGAUUCUUAUCUUACUAGAUCAAAUACAGGAUUAUGUAAUUACAUAUCUAAUUUAUAUAGCUGCUAUGUGUCUAUUUUAAAAGCAUAACCACAUGAGAGGUCGAUAAUAAUUAGCAUAUAAAAAUGAAUUACUGAACAACUAUUAUUAAUAUGUGGAUAAAUUGAAAACAAUGCCACAAAUCUGUUCAUAAAAUGUUACCUACAUACCUAAAUCUUACAGAUUAUGGUUGAAAGAUGAAUGUUUAGCAUUCUUUGAGCUUAUUAACACUCCAGAAUACCAAUAGAAAUUCCAAAAACAUGGACCUUAAUUUAUUAGUAAAUUAGGAUUGGAAGUACAUAGAGGAGCAGGGAUUACUAUGUUAUUUGAAAAAGAAACUAAAUAACUAAUUAAAGAAUAUUAAAAUGGUUAGAAUUGUGGUCAAAUUUCUAAAUACGUAAUCGCAUAAAAAUAUAUCAACAAUCCUUUUUUAUUUAAAGGUCAUAAAAUUGAAUUUAGAAUAUAUUUCAUAAUUGCAUCAACCUAUCCCUUGAUUGUUUAUGCUUAUGAUAGUUCAUUAAUUAGAAGAUGUGCUAUGCCCUUUGAUAAGUUUUCCUUAGAAAAAUCCUCACAUGUUUGUAACACUGCUAUUGUCAAAAAGAAAUUAGAGGGCUAAGAUUUAUAAGAAGAUUAAUCAUUUUUUAUUGAAUGGAAAUUAGAUUAUCUUUAAGAAUUGCUAUUACAAAAAAAAGCAAUAAAGAACAAGAAAUGGUUAAAUGAUUACCUCUAUCCAAAAAUACACAAUACUAUCUAACAUCUAAUAAUGAGUACAUAACAUUAUUUUGACAAUGAUAGCAAGUUAUCAGAAUUCUUUGGAGUAGAUUUCAUGAUAACAGAUGAUUUGUAAAUCUAUGUAUUAGAAGUUAAUUCAAAUCCUUAACUAUUGAAAACUACUCCAGGAAGAAUUUUAUAGAAUACAUAAUUAGUUAAUGAUAUUAUAGAAAUACAAGUUGCAUAUCUAAGAAGUAAAUAUGUUAGAUUGAGAUCAUUAAUAAAAAGAAUCCUAUCAAGUAAGUCAACAUUACAAAAAUUUGAUAAAGAGUUUAAAGAAGCUUACAAGGAUAAACUUGAACCUGAAUUCCCUAUCAGCUCUAAUAAUCUUUUUAGAAAAAUUAUUGACAAAAAUCUGAAAGAUUCAAAGGCUUAUAAUGAUAUGAUUUAGACAAAAUGUAUUUUAUGA
Messenger RNA from Paramecium pentaurelia, 1639 nucleotides. Lineage: Eukaryota; Ciliophora; Oligohymenophorea; Peniculida; Parameciidae. The record is from the annotation of a GenBank genome assembly.